AUGGCGGCGAUCAUUGCGUCCCAUGGACAAACGCCAUAUCGCAUGGCGCAAGAGCGUGAAUUCUGGAAGUACUUCCCCUUUGAGAAUUCCACGUCGCGAUAUGCCCCCUUCGACGAUGCCAGCAGCAACAACUUUGUCCCUGCAUCGUCCAAAGACGCCACCUUGAACUCUUUCGCUCAACUAGGUGCGACUCGACUCGGCGCGGAACGAUGUAUCAUCUCCUUGUUCGAUCGGACCCAGCAACACAUUCUGGCUGAGGCUACACCGACUUUGAGCCUGAUCGGUGGCCGUACUGCGCACGGGAACGAGAAGCUAUUGUUAGGAUGCUGCGUGUUCCCCAAGGAACGAGGCCUCUGCCAGCAGGCCACCGCCCCGCAAAGCAAGGACCAUUCCAAGGAAGAUAAUGAGGAGGAUAAAUACUCGGUAUUUUCUCUCGACAUCACCCAAGAUAAUCGCUUCAAUCCGACCAAGCUGGUCUCGGCGUUAUCUAGCUACAUGAAGGAUGCGGCUGCAACCACGAUGGAGUAUCUGGAAACGAAGGAAACAGCACACAGAAGCCGCCGGGCAGAAAAGAUGAUUGUUGGGCUCGGCAGUUUUGUGGAAGGCCGUUCCACCUUGCGAGAUUCCUGGUGGGAGGCAAAGGCACAACAUGACGCAGCAGAGACAUCUGGCCAGUCUGCAGAGGGUCAAUUGAACAUGGAGCAGCAGGAUCUGCAGCACAUAUCCAAAGAAUCCGGUAUGCAAGCCUUGCCUAUCCGCGAUGCCCCUAAAAAGAAGGAUAUCGACGGGCAAGAUCGCAAAACUGCACGCCGAACGCCUCGACAUAGUAGGCAUAAUUCUGGAGAGUCGGACUUUGAGCGAGAAAAUAGAGGAAAGGAAACCCAAUCAGGGCGAUCUCAAAAAGAGGCGACUACGCGUAGUGUGCUUGCUGGUGAUCGUCUCCAAGAUGAAUCUCUGCCGAGCAGUAUUAGGAACAUCUUUUCCCGGGCCGCCAAUUUGAUCCGGGAAGCGAUCAGCGCAGAGGGCGUCAUGUUUCUUGACGCAGACACGGACACAUUCGGAAACCUCGUCGAGAACAAUAAGCGCACCGUCAGAGGUACCGGACGCAAGGAUACCACAUCAAGCAGCGAUGAGAGCACGGACUCAAGUUCGUCCAGACAUGACGGACAAGCACGUAGGGCUGACUCUGGCGGCGAAGAAGCCACUUUCUCAGAGUGCCUGGGAUUUUCUAGCUCGAGGCUCUCGAGUAUCAACGAUGAGGAACGAGCAGGAGAAGCCAUCCGGGUGCCUCAGCCACUCUUUUCCUCGUUGAUCCGUCGGUAUCCACGUGGAAAGAUCUUUACAUACAACGCCAAUGGAUCGGUCUCCGAGGAUAGCGACGAUCCAACAAAGGGAGUCUCUGGCUCAGAUCAAGAUCGGACCUCAGCCAACAGGGAUUCUCGCGCUGGUUCAAGCCGGAGGCAAAAGCCUUUCCGACAGGACGCAGAUACCUUGGUCAAGAUAUUUUCUGGAGCUAGGAAUAUUCUCCUCUUGCCUAUCUGGAAUUCUGAUAAAAACCGAUGGUUUGCGGGGGCAAUAGUCUGGACAAAUCAACCGGACCGAAUCUUCACUUUCCAAAACGAAUUGGUUUAUAUAUCCGCUUUCACCAACAGCAUCAUGGCUGAAAUUCGUCGGGUCGAUGUGGAGGUUGCGGAGAAGGCAAAGACUAAUUUGGUCAGUAGUAUUACCCAUGAGCUUAGGAAUCCACUCCAUGGAAUCCUUGGAACGGCUGAUAUCCUGAGCGACACUGCCAUGAAUGCCCUCCAGUAUGGCAUGGUGCACACGAUUGAGUCGUGUGGCCGCACCCUACUAGAUACCAUCAACAACCUUCUUGAUCUUACUUUCAUAGAUCAGUAUAGGAAAGACCCGUCGUCUCGGGUCAAGGCCAAUGGCAAAAGAAAGCCCAGCAUACCUCAAAGUCUUCCCGGUGGUGAGAAAUCCUCAUUUACUCGUGUUACUUUAGACUCUGUCCUAGAGGAGGUUACGGAAUGUGUGUUCGCCGGAUAUUGUUUUUACAACCACCCUCAAGCUCCACCGCCCGCUUUGACCGAAUCAUCGUCCAGGACUGCCGGACAAGCCAGCAAAGCGGCGCCUGCCGGACCGCGCGCGAACCAAGUAACAGUUAUUUUUGAUAUCGAGCCGCACACCGAGUGGGACUUCUAUACGCACCCUGGCGCCUGGAGGCGCAUUUUGAUGAAUGUCUUCGGCAAUGCCCUCAAAUAUACGUCUUCUGGAUAUAUCUAUAUUGGCCUAAAGUCUUCUCAAUCGUCCAGAUCACAGAAAAGACAUCAGGAUGAAUUCAAUGUCACGAUAACUGUGAAGGACACCGGCAAGGGAAUCAGCCCAGCUUACCUGCAGAAAGAUCUUUUCACUCCAUUCAUGCAGGAAGACCCCCUUGCAUCUGGAAGUGGAUUGGGUUUGAGUAUUGUUCGGCAGGCUGUUGGAUUCCUUGGCGGAUCGAUUGAUAUCGAAUCCACACAGGGUGUCGGGACUGUCCUUUCAAUCCACACGCCCCUUCUCAAGUCAUCUGCCGUAAUGGAGCAUACAUCUGCAACCUCCUCAGUAUAUUCCUCGUUAAGGAAGCAUACAGAAGAUAAGAAAAUCGCAUUCUUGGGGUUCGGCACUGCGCUUGUUUCUCAACGUGACACAGGCUUGUACAAUUCGUUGGAUCGGAUGUGCCGUGAGUGGUUUGGUAUGAAGGUAACGAAUCUUUCGCCUUUACGAGGGAGGCACGCUCCAUUCGAUUUUUACCUGGCUGUGCAGACAGAACUGGACUGCGAGGAUGUUGGAGGCAGGAACUUAUUUGAAUUGCCAGCGCACUUCGACGGGGACGAUUCUUGCAAGGCUCCGGUCGUGGUCAUUUGCCAGACCCCUGAAGAAGCGCAUCGCAUGUUUGUGAGCGCCAAGAACCGGGGAAGCACAACUUCUUUCGAGUUCGUGAGCCAGCCAUGUGGCCCACGAAAAUUGGCACGGGCAUUAGAUCUUUGCAUCAAGCGACGAAUGGACGAAGAAUCCGGUCAAAGCCCUUCCGAGGAGCCGACUCGCUGGGUAGAAAUGCCCGAGUCGACCCACUUGCCUGUUGAUUUCGCACCGAUCGACCCCCCGGAAGAACGGCUGAAGAUCCAAAAACGACCGACUAAAGAUACGAUUGGCAAAGACGAGGAAAGCCCCAACCUUGGCUCACCACGAGAAUACCUCGACGGCGAUGGCGAUGGCACUGGUGCCCAAAGGCGGCAAGAUGCCGACGCUGAUCAAACCCCUGCUGCGCCAGAACAAUCAUCGGAGAAGGAUGGAGGCGGCCCGCAACCUCGUGAGAAAUGUGUGCUGUUAGUAGAUGACAAUGAUUUAAAUCUUCAGUUACUGUGCGCAUACGCCAAGAAAGAGAACUUCACAUAUACGUCCGGGAAGAACGGAGCCGAAGCCGUUGACCUGUAUAAAGCCGAUCCUGGCAAGUUCCAGGUCGUCAUCCUUGCCUCUUUAGAUAUCUCGAUGCCAGUGAUGGAUGGCUUUGAAGCCUCGCGGCAAAUCCGCCGGGCGGAGAAGGAGUUCCGAUCGAGUCUGUCCGAGUCUGAGCGAAAAGUAAUUCCGCCACUUAUUAUUGCAGCUCUCACCGGGCUCGAUAGUUCUGAUGCUCAGAAGGAGGCUCUGGGCUCUGGCAUCAACACUUUCCUCAUCAAACCCAUAAAACGGCCCCAGUUGCAAGCCGUCCUGCGACGCGAAGUUUAG
Molecule: messenger RNA, 3765 nt
Organism: Penicillium chermesinum
Lineage: Eukaryota; Fungi; Ascomycota; Eurotiomycetes; Eurotiales; Aspergillaceae
Product: putative sensor histidine kinase/response regulator
Exons: 4
Coding region: 1-3765 (1254 amino acids)
Biological process (GO): protein autophosphorylation; phosphorelay signal transduction system
Molecular function (GO): histidine phosphotransfer kinase activity; phosphorelay sensor kinase activity
Source: RefSeq, a predicted model, not a curated record